UUUUCUAAAAGAGACGGCGAUCGACAGAACGACAAAGCCACGCUUCCACGGCUUUACCAUUCCAGCACUCCAAAGCAUCCGUCGUUCCUCUCUCUCUCUCGCUUGCUCAAGCACCAUCGUAGCUCUGCUCGACGCAACCCCAGUUCGUGGGACAGAGGUGCCAUGGAUGGGAAAAUAGGUGUUUUGUUUGUUCUUGUGUUGAGCACAACCUUCAUCUGUGAUGCUAGACAACUAAACUCAAUUGUGGGAGGAGAAGGUUUGAGGAAUGAUAAUGUCUGCAUGCUUUGUGAGGAGUACACUGCUCAGGCACUUGAUUACAUUAGUGACAAUAAAACCCAGACUGAGAUUCUUGAACUUCUUCAUAAGAGUUGUUCCCAUCUGCCAUCUUUUAAACAAGAGUGCAUCACUUUGGUCGACUCCUAUGCUACUCUCUUCUUCACAGAGGUAUCCUCAGUAGAACCAGAAGAGUUCUGUAGGAAGGUCAACCUGUGUGAAAAAGUGGCAUUCCUUUCUUCACAACUUCAGGAUGAUAGCUGUGAACUGUGCCAUCAUGCUGUUUCAGAAGUCUUGGAUAAAUUAAAAGACCCCGACACACAGAUGGACAUAAUUCAGAUUCUCCUGAAGGCUUGUAAUUCCAUGGAAAACUAUGCGAAGAAGUGCAAGAAGAUGGUUUUCGAGUACGGGCCACUGAUUCUUGCCAACGCGGAGCAGUUCCUGGAAUCAAAUGACAUAUGCACCACUUUGCAUGCCUGUAAAGCUUCUACCAUCAGCGCAGGAGAGGCGCUGGGAACUUCAUCUGGAGUUGCUUCCUCUUAGACGCAGCGCUAGAAAUGGGGUAGCGUCGAAUUCAUCUGUGGACAGCAUCUGCAUUCUUUGCUUUCUGUUGUAUACUAUACGUACAAGUUUGAUUGGAGUGCUUUACCCAAGAAUGAAGUGAAUAGCAUACUGAAUUUGGAAGUUACAUGACUUACACGCGUUUGUAAAAUAUCUCUCGUCAUGAAUUAUCAAUCUGAGUUUGGAAGUGUGGUCUUUCUGUA
Molecule: messenger RNA, 1037 nt
Organism: Syzygium oleosum
Lineage: Eukaryota; Viridiplantae; Streptophyta; Magnoliopsida; Myrtales; Myrtaceae
Exons: 6
Coding region: 163-816 (217 amino acids)
Biological process (GO): lipid metabolic process
Source: RefSeq, a predicted model, not a curated record